Messenger RNA from Zingiber officinale, 411 nucleotides. Its product is annotated as profilin-7. The transcript has 3 exons. The coding region runs from base 16 to 411 and encodes 131 amino acids. The record is from RefSeq and is a predicted model, not a curated record. Gene Ontology annotation, molecular function: actin monomer binding. Gene Ontology annotation, cellular component: cell cortex. NCBI's taxonomy places the organism in Eukaryota, Viridiplantae, Streptophyta, Magnoliopsida, Zingiberales, Zingiberaceae.
GAAGAAGAAGACACAAUGUCGUGGCAAACUUACGUCGAUGAGCACUUGAUGUGCGAGAUCGAGGGUCACCAUCUCACGGCGGCCGCGAUCAUGGGCCUAGAUGGUAGCAUUUGGGCACAGAGUGCUUCCUUCCCUCAGUUAAAGCCAGAUGAGAUCUCCAACAUAGUGAAAGACUUCGACGAGCCUGGAACCUUAGCCCCGACCGGAUUAUUCAUCGCAACCGCAAAGUACAUGGUCAUUCAGGGCGAGCCCGGAGCCGUCAUUCGCGGGAAGAAGGGAACGGGAGGAAUCACUAUCAAGAAGACUAACCAAGCACUGAUUUUCGGCCUCUACGAUGAACCGAUGACUCCGGGCCAGUGCAACCUGGUCGUCGAGAGGCUCGGUGAUUACCUCAACGAUCAAGGCCUGUAG